GAGAGCGGAUAUAGUGAUUGCGGGGUCCGGGAGAGCGGUUAUAGUGAAUGCAGGGUACGGGGAGAGCGGAUAUAGUGAAUGCAGGGUCCGGGGAGAGCGGAUAUAGUGAAUGCGGGGUCCGGGGAGAGCGGAUAUAGUGAAUGCGGGGUCCCGGGAGAGCGGAUAUAGUGAAUGCGGGGUCCGGGGAGAGCGGAUAUAGUGAAUGCUAGAGUGGGAAGGGGUCCGGGGAGAGCAGAUAUAGUGAAUGCAGGGUCCCGGAGAGCGGAUAUAGUGAAUGCAGGGUCCGGGGAGAGCGGAUAUAGUGAAUGCAGGUCCGGGGAGAGCGGAUAUAGUGAAUGCGGGGUCCGGGGAGAGCGGAUAUAGUGAAUGCGGGGUCCGGGGAGAGCGGAUAUAGUGAAUGCGGGGUCUGGGGGAUACAGAAA
Staurois parvus is the source of this 422-nucleotide messenger RNA. The record is from the annotation of a GenBank genome assembly. Lineage: Eukaryota; Metazoa; Chordata; Amphibia; Anura; Ranidae.